UCAGUUUAUUUGCAGCACAGUACUGAAGAAAGUCAAACUCUGGGAAUUAAGUAGAUUUACUACUGGUUGCUACUGGUUGUGAGUCCAGCAGCUGGGGCACUGGAAAGAUUGGAACCCACAGUUUUAUAACUGGCUACACAAGAAGAGACAUGGAUUCACGAAAUACUCCCUAUCGCUCGGAAGUGUCUCGCUGGUCCCCAGAGGACUUGGCUGACUACUUCAGGAGGUUAAACUUCAAGGAUUGUGAGAAAGUUGUCAAGAAGCACGGCAUAACUGGGCAAAGAUUUCUGAACAUGUCUGACAAUGAUCUUCAGAAGUUUCCAAAACUAAGUGUACCGAUUUUAAGCAAGCUAAGUCAAGAAAUAAACCGACAUGAAGAAAAAAGAAGUUUCUUUCCAAAACGGACACAAAUACAAAAGGCUCCUGAAAAUACAGAAUACCGACAAGAUGAGGGUGAUGGCUGGUCUUCCUUUGAGGAAAGUGAUGAUUAUGAAAGCCCCGAUGAAGAAGAACCUGAAGGUAGUGUAGACUAUGAAACCCCCAAUGAUCAAGAUGGUGCUGAGGAUGAAAAUGAGGCAGAUUAUGAACCUCCUCCUUCAAAUGAUAAUGAGACAGUCCGUAAUAUAUUUCCUAACCAACGAACUACAAUCACCUCAGAAUACAUAGAUAGAUCAACAACAGAGAGAUCUAAAGUACCUCUUCAGCCUCCCCCUCCACCAGAACGGCCUGGACCUUCCCCUGUACCACCACCCAGUAAAAACAGAAACCCUGGGCAGCCAAAUUUCCUUCCUCCUACAAGCAAUAAUGAAAGUAGAGAAAAAAGCACCAAGUCUUUUAAAACUCUUGGUCCUUCUGUGGAUCGAAGCAAAAAGCCUCCACUAGAUCAGCCAGGACCACCAUUUGACAGAAACAUGAUGGGCACAAGAACUUUUCCUGAAAUGUCCUCAGCACCACAGUUCAGGUCCCUGGGAAAAGAAUUAGCAAAGUUACAGAAGCCUCCUGUGCCAUCGAUUGAUGGAUAUGACAGAAACAAUCCUACUGUCAGGAGGAAGCUGCCACCCAUAAACAACAAUCAGCUCUCUGAAAAAAAUGCAGAAAUGGAAGACAGCGGUGUUCCUCAAAGGCCCCCUCAGCAGCCACCUUUGCAGUUAUUUAACACAUUUCCUUCCAGAUCUAAGCCACACUCUAAACAAGUUCCUUUACCACCCAAGGGUCUAUCUGAAGCAUAUCCAGAAAGCACUGUUUCAUCAACUGGAUCACUACCAUCACAUCUUCCACCAAGAAACAUCUCCAGAAACUUUUCUAAAGGCCCAGCUGAUGGCAGGCCACCACUACCCAUCCCUACCAGACCGAGUCCACAAUUUCCCAGAGCUGAGAACGAAGACAUGGAACAGUGCUCUAAGCUCGUCUCUAAUCAGGAUGUCCAAAAACAGAAAUGGUAUGCUGCUGAUACCACCCGGACUGAUGCAGAAGUUGCCCUUAGGCGUAUAAACCAGGAUGGCACUUUCUUAGUAAGAAACAGCUCAAAAAAAGCUCUCGAACAGCCCUAUACCCUAAUGGUACUUUAUCAUAACAAAGUAUACAAUAUUCAGAUACGUUACCAGAAGGAGGAUAAAACAUACUUCUUAGGAACUUACCUGAAAGGAAAUGAGGUUUUUUCUUCAGUGACGGACAUCAUUGAUUUCUUCAGAAGAAUGCCUCUUCUUCUGAUAGAUGGAAAGGAUCAAUGUUCAAAGAAGCAAUGCACAUUAACAUAUGCGGCUGAAGUGUUUUAGAAGACACAUUCAGGAAAAACUGGUUCAAUUCCACCUUAUUUAUCUUUGAAAAAUGAAUGAAUGCUCUCAGUUUUAAAUUCCACCCCCCAUCCACAUACAGAUGUUUGUCAUUUGCAUGCAUGUGACACCCAAUUGUCUGAAAAAUACAACUGAAAAAAAUAGGACUAAGACUAUUUUAGUACAGUUUUCUUCAAGUGGAAAGACUUCUUACCAAUUAAUAAAUUUUACUACAUGUAUAAAUUUUACUACAAGCUUACAAUACCAAAUACACUGAGCUGAGGAUAUCUUAAUGCAGAGGAGGGUAAGGGAAGGCUCUCCAGAUGUUCCACUGCAACUCAUACUAUUCAUCAUUAUUGCUAUGCUGGUUAAGGCUAAGGGGAGUUGCUGCCCAACAUCUAGAAAGACGCACACUUCCCACCUCUGGCUUAAUGUGUUUUGAAUUUUCAAGCACAGCAUGCAUGCUGUUUACUGUGUAUCUUGUAUGGUGACACCAGCACAUUGUAUAUUUGCAUUUACAGAUAAAGUAUGCAUUUUGGAUCCAUUUUUCCACUACAAACUUUGUUCUCAGGUCAUAGAAUAUCGGUUAUAUCCUAUACCAGUAUUUAUAUUCCUUCAGUCUAUUGCCUAGAGUUCACAAGCAUCAGAAUGAUAUACCAUUAAGUUCAGGUAGUUGUUAUCCUUACCUACCAGCAGCCAUACUUUCAAUGCAACUGCCAUCACAGGCCAAGAUCCAGCUAAAUUUAAGACUGUUAAGUCCCAUGGAUUUUAAUGCUAGAAAAAUCCCUAUCUUUGUCCAGUUGUACCUGUGUCUGGAAAGUACCUUUGUUGUAAAACUGCUUAUUGCACACUGUCAAAUUUAAACUGAAGUAUUGUCCUUUUAUUAUUGAUACUAAUAAACAGAAUGCUGAAGUAA
Varanus komodoensis (Komodo dragon) is the source of this 2688-nucleotide messenger RNA. It is a transcript of the gene LCP2, whose product is annotated as lymphocyte cytosolic protein 2. Gene Ontology annotation, molecular function: protein binding. The record is from RefSeq and is a predicted model, not a curated record. The transcript has 21 exons. Bases 150 to 1775 code for a protein of 541 amino acids. Lineage: Eukaryota; Metazoa; Chordata; Lepidosauria; Squamata; Varanidae. Gene Ontology annotation, biological process: intracellular signal transduction; cell surface receptor protein tyrosine kinase signaling pathway.